This is a messenger RNA of Aegilops tauschii subsp. strangulata, 1242 nucleotides long. Its product is annotated as peroxidase RIP1. The record is from RefSeq and is a predicted model, not a curated record. NCBI's taxonomy places the organism in Eukaryota, Viridiplantae, Streptophyta, Magnoliopsida, Poales, Poaceae. Gene Ontology annotation, molecular function: heme binding; peroxidase activity. Gene Ontology annotation, biological process: hydrogen peroxide catabolic process; response to oxidative stress.
CUCCAAUCCUAUAUCUAGUCACAUCCGAGUAUAUCUCAUCACUAGCUGACAUUGGUACAAAGUGUUAAUCUGCCACUAGCUAGCUUGAUUCUUGAGAUUUUGAGAACAUGGCGGCACCUCUUCUUUGCUUCGCCGUCGUGGCGGCGGCGGCUUUCGCCGGCGCGUCGGGGCAGGAGCUCACGUCGGAUUACUACGACGAGGCGUGCCCGCAGGCGCUGUCGGCAAUCAAGCUCGUCGUCGGCGCGGCCAUCGUCAAGGAGCCCCGGAUGGGCGCCUCGCUCGUCCGGCUGCACUUCCACGACUGCUUCGUCAACGGCUGCGACGGCUCCAUUCUGCUGGACGACACCGAGGACAUGGUCGGGGAGAAGACGUCCCAGGCCAACAACAUGUCGGUGAGAGGGUUCGGCGUGAUCGACGCCAUCAAGACCGCCGUCAACACGGCGUGCCUGGGUAAUGUCGUCUCCUGCGCCGACAUCCUCGCCGUCGCCGCUCGCGACUCCAUUGUUGCACUCGGGGGAAGCUCGUACGACGUGCUCCUGGGCCGGCGGGACGCGACGACGGCGAGCAUGGACGACGCGGACAACAGCAUCCCGAACCCGUUCAUGGACCAGCCGGAGCUGCUCGCCAACUUCCAAUCCCAGGGCCUGUCGCUCCGGGACCUGGUGGUGCUCUCGGGCGCCCACACGCUGGGCUACUCCCGCUGCGUCUUCUACCGCGACCGCCUGUACAACGAGACCGGCAGCCUCGACCCGACCUACGCGGCGGCGCUGGACGAGCGGUGCCCGCCCGCCGGCGACGACGAGGCGCUGGCGUCGCUGGACGACACGCCGACGACCGUGGACACGGACUACUACCAGGGCAUCACGCAGGGCCGCGCGCUGCUGCACACGGACCAGCAGCUGUACCUGGGCGACGGGGGCGACAGCGACGCGCUGGUGCAGUACUACGCCGAGAGCCCUGACAAGUUCUGGGAGGACUUCGGCGCGGCGAUGCUCAAGCUGGGCGGCCUCAGCCCGCUCACCGGCGAGGACGGCGAGGUCAGGGAGGACUGCCGGGUCGUGAACCGGGGGUGAUUGAUCCCUGAUGGCGCGUGCUCGGAUCGGAUAGAUGGCACGAUGGAGCUGUCGUGGUGCUUUUCGAGCAGAGUGCUCUACUUGCAUGUAGUAGUUUCUUGAUUUUGUGACGGUUGUUUGGCCAUGGAUUUAAACUGUUCUUGUUGGACCCGCCAGGUGUUUGAUGUUA